UCCACAAAUCAAAUAUCAUGUGUAUAUGCCGAGUAGGCAACACUGUGAACACACGCUUGAUGCUCGCCGUUGAUGUACGAGGGUGGGGUGAGGUCAGUGACCGCCAGUCAAGGUUAGACGUUAGUCGCGCUCUUGGCACUCGGCACGGCAGUCGCGAGUUCUCUCAGUUCAUUCAUUCAUUGACAGUUUGUGACCGGACCAGUAUGAAGCGAAAGCAACAUAACCCGUCAAUUUUAGAUUUUUUUAAAAAGAAAAAGUCUACAAGUUCAAGUGUAGAUCAGCAGCAGGCCAAUACUACAUGUUCGUCCUCGUCGGAGCUAGAGCAAUCUUUCAAUACGGACCCUGCCCCUACAACAACUGGUGUGAGCUGUCUGGAGCCUAAGCCUGGACCCAGCGGCAGCAACGAAGCCCCUGCCCCUACAACAACUGGUGUGAGCUGUCUGGAGCCUAAGCCUGGACCCAGCGGCAGCAACAAAGCCCCUGCCCCUACAAAAACUGGUGUGAGCUGUUCGGAGCCAGAGCCUGGACCCAGCAAGGAAGCUUCAACCCCACGACUCGCAGCUGUUGAUGAAGAUGACAUUACUGAACUUGAUACUAGUGACAGACAACCUUUAAAUUCUGGCAUAUUUCAUCCACACACUUUUGACGUAGGUGAGUUGAAAAGAACCACUAUUGAUGACAAUUUGAAAAACCAAAUAUUGUCUAAUGUCUCCAAUGUCAAUGCCAAUGCCAACGCCAAUAUCUACACCAAUAACUGUGCCAAUGUCUAA
Nilaparvata lugens (brown planthopper) is the source of this 770-nucleotide messenger RNA. RefSeq lists its product as uncharacterized. The transcript has 3 exons. The coding region runs from base 18 to 770 and encodes 250 amino acids. The record is from RefSeq and is a predicted model, not a curated record. NCBI's taxonomy places the organism in Eukaryota, Metazoa, Arthropoda, Insecta, Hemiptera, Delphacidae.